CACUGUCGCGAAAUCGUUUGACUGGAAGCUGUUGGAAGUGUAAUUCACAACCGAAUAGAAUUUAUGACCGAACCAGAAUGAAGAGACCGUCUUCCCUCCAUGUGGGAGCCUUGAUAGUCAUGCUGGCGCAUGCGCACAGCAGCUCAUGCUCAACUCAAAGUGUAUCCUGCACCUCGACCAACCGCUGUGUCAGGCCGGCCUGGUACAACGAGACCUGGCGAACAAAUAGUCUGGACGAGUUACUGGACGUCAUGGUCAAUUGCUAUGACAACAGAGUGCGACCUACAUAUCCAGAUAAUGGUCCAGUGCAUAUUCAAGUGGACUUGUUCAUCCAGUCGGUUUCCAAAUUCUCAGUUAUAAACAUGGAGUAUAGUAUGACGUUAUACAUGCGCCAGCGGUGGCUUGACCCGAGAUUGGCGUAUGGUGAUAUGUUCCCUGAAGAUUUCAUCACUCUUGGCCAGGAUAUGGUGAGCCAAAUAUGGACCCCCGACACUUACAUCGUGAACAAGAAACAAUCUAUGACCAAUUCAGGCCAAGGGAUGAGCAUGUUUAUACGGAUCUCAAGGAACGGAUCUGUCAUCUUCUCCGCUGAGAAAACGUUGGUCAUUGUUUGCCAGAUGGAUCUAAGAAACUUCCCGAUGGAUGAGCAGCAGUGCGAUUUCAAGAUUGAGAGUUAUGGUUUUACCAUGAAGGAUGUUGUGUACAAAUGGCUGGACGACCCCAAGCAGAAAACUAUAGAGACGGCCGAGGGACUAGACGCCACGGAAUUUAGCAUUGUCUCCCUUAAGCCUAUGGAGAACAUAAGUGUGUUCAACCUAGGGAAUUUCUCAAGCUUGACCAUGCGGAUAUAUUUGGACAGAAGGACAACUUAUUACGUCAUACAGAUUUACAUUCCUUGCAGUAUGAUAGUUAUGCUUUCAUGGAUUUCAUUCUGGCUCGAUUACAAAUCGGUGCCUGCUCGGACAGCCCUCGGAAUCACGACCGUAUUGGCGAUGACGACUCUUUUGUUCGGUAUCCAGUCGUCCCUUCCCGGCGUGCCGUACAUUAAGGCGGUUGAUCAGUUUCUCAUCGUCUCGUUCGCGUGUGUCUUCGUUGCGUUGAUCGAGUUUGCCGUCGUGAACUUUAUCAGUUCGUACGAUGAGUCACAUGAUGACGUCACACUCAAGAAAUAUUCUAAAUACGACAUGUCUGAAGCUUUUACUGUUCAGUUUCAUAACGAGGCUUACUGUGGUGAAGAAAACGGUAGUCAUAGCAACGCCACAGCAUCCACAACGACACCUCACCAAAACGCAGCAGCCAAUGGUGAUGUCAACACAGGAAGACCAAAAAGAAGAAAGAAAGAGAAACAUGCGCCGAAAUGCGGCUCGGUCCACGCGCUGACGAUAGACAGAUAUUCACGGGUGGCGUUCCCUCUCGGCUACACCAUUUAUGUUAUUAUCUAUUUCGUAAGACAAGGAGCCUUGUCGUGAUGUCAGCAAUUCUUUAUCACUUAUUACGGAAGUAUAUAUAUAAAUUUAAGCAAAAAUUUAUCGCAAGACGACUUCCCAGCAGUCAACGCGAGCCUAGGUAAGACAACAGGGCUCCUUGUAGCGGAGCUCCCAUACCUAAGAAAAAGUGGUAUACAAAACAAAUAUUGGUAAGUGUCGCGAUGUCCGUCGUCCGUCCGCAUGUCAAAAAGGAAGAGACAGCGAUCUUCAUAUCAAUCAAUGGCUGUCGUUUUUUUUUCUAAAUGGUCUAAAAGAGCCUGGGGCGAGCGCGCGGGAGACCUGUGCUAUUUUAAGACGUUAGAUACUAGGCUCCAUAUCCAAGUUGACUACCAACAAGAUCGUAUUAAACACGAAUUACUGCAAGUUUACGUGGAAAUUUUCGACUAACAAAGCUCUGGAGCGAGAAAAAAGUGAAAUUGAAUCGAAAGCGGAUUCUUAAAUAUGGUAUGUAAUGCCCAAUAAGAAAAUGACCGAGCGAGCUAGAAAAACGACAGUUUUUAAAACAAGAUUGAUUGCUUCUUGGGCCUAUUUUGCCGUGUUGUCUUCUCCUCAACCCGUAGCAGGUGCUUGGGGCACGUGUCCUCGUCAAUAUGUAAAGAGACAAGCGUGAUUCUGCUCUAUAACACCUGAGUUAUAGUAGUACAGGGCCGUAGCAGGGGUGGGGCACUGGGGGCAUGUGCCCCCCUUCCAAUAUUUAAAAAAUAUAUAUAUAAGGAAAUGACCAGUAGGGGCGUGGCUGUGCCCCCCCUAAUAUUUUCUUUGUUUCUUUAUUGUGCCUCCCCCACACCCCCCAGUCUUGCGUGGCCUGCUACGGCUUUGCUAUAAAAAGGGAUCACGGACAUGAAAAUCUCAGGGCAAACAGGGUUCUCGGUAGAAAGGAAUGCCAUUUCGUUUGUGCUAAGAGUCAUUUUUAUCAGAAUGUCUCAAAGUAGAUGGAAUCCAUUUUUUAAUCUUUAUUUUUAAUUCACGUGGUUAUAUAAAAUGUUUUAUGUUCAAAUUGAACGAAAGUGCACAAAUAUAUAAUCAUUUUCUAACUA
This is a messenger RNA of Nematostella vectensis (starlet sea anemone), 2524 nucleotides long. Its product is annotated as glycine receptor subunit alpha-4. Lineage: Eukaryota; Metazoa; Cnidaria; Anthozoa; Actiniaria; Edwardsiidae. Gene Ontology annotation, cellular component: membrane; synapse; neuron projection. Gene Ontology annotation, biological process: signal transduction; chemical synaptic transmission; chloride transmembrane transport. The record is from RefSeq and is a predicted model, not a curated record. Gene Ontology annotation, molecular function: extracellular ligand-gated monoatomic ion channel activity; neurotransmitter receptor activity; transmembrane signaling receptor activity. The transcript has 10 exons. Bases 78 to 1469 code for a protein of 463 amino acids.